GAACUUCCUCGAACUUUGUCAAACUUAAAAGUUACGUUGAUCGCACUCUCUUUAUCCUUUGCCUUUCUGGGCCGAAACGCGUAUCGACUUUUCUCACGCUGAUAAGUUGCAGGGGUUGACUUCUUUUUCAAACAAUGAAUUGCGAGCAUAUUUCAUUUGGUGUACAGUUAACAGUUUUCUUUAUCAUAAGCUUUUCUCUCACUCAUGGAUAUCCUUCAAGUCUAUUCGAGGGUAACGCAUAUUCAGGAACAGUUCACAGGCACAGAAAUAAAAACUGGUGCGCAUUUAUUGUUCAAAAAAACGUAAGUUGCGCAGUUCAAGGCAGUGUGGAAAGUUACGUUGAACCUGAAGCUGCGCGCUGUCCAGAGCAUCAGCCCGACUGUGAUCAACAAGUGAUAUACAGGACUAAGUUUCGACCCACUUACAAGAUAGCAUACAAGAUCGUGUCCGAGCUAGAAUGGAGAUGCUGCCCAGGAUACCAGGGCCCAGACUGUAGAGAACUGAAAGGCUCUCCAAACAGACGGACAGUAUCUCCACAAUCACAGCCUCAUCCUGGACAAACUCGACCUGGAAGGCCAGAGCGGCGAGAAACGGGACAAUAUGUCCUCAGACGCGGAGCUGAAAAAACACAUAUGUUGGAGGAUGAAGUACAGCGUCUCUCUCAGAUAGUGCUUGAUCUUCAAGCAGCCAUGACAGGUAUGGCAGAGAACCUGCGCACAGACUUACAGGAGGACACGAGCAAGAUGCUCAUUACUCUGCUCAAUGACAGGAAUGCACCAGACAGUGCACGAACAGGAGGCACGCAGGAGAGUGUCGUGCAUCUGGAUGGCCACCAGGCCACGAGAGGCCACACCCAUGGAGAAAGGGAACUUGAGACGGUGCUGGCCAGAAUCAGUGAUAUGAGCGAUGCUCUUAAAAGCAAAGACGAAGCGUUUGAGGAACUGCGGGGAACAGUGACAGGCCAUGAUGGGCAGAUCCGAAUGCUUAUGGAUACAUCUCAAGGCCUAGCAGUCACAGGUGCUGACCCCCCUGACAUAGACAUUCUUCAGACCUAUAUUGAUGGAAAAUUUGAAAAGCUCAAAAAGGAGCUUGUUGGAAACAUAGAGGAUAAGUUACAGUCUCUUCAAAAGACACAAGAAGAGGGCAGCUAUGUCCGUCUUACCAAUCUAGUGCACAACAAGGAAGCUGAGCUUAGAAAGGAAAUCCGUGAGCUGCGACUGGAUUUGUCCAUGUCAGAUGGUGUAGUGCGCACAAACCACCAAACAACCGAUGUAAAAGACGAUAGUGACUACAAUGACUUACGGCGGGAACUUGAUAGAGUGGCAGAUGCUCAUCGUGUCCUCAAUGCCAGAGUGGACAAUGAGCUAGAACAUCUGUCCUCGUUGAAGGUGGAAGACGUGCUUGGUUCACGAAUAGAGGACCUGGAAGACAAGAUGAAUGUCACAGAGCGAAACGCAGAGACUUAUUGCUUCUAUGUGGAUGAGAAACUUACCAAGCAAAUAACAGAUGAAGCAGCUAUUCUACGUCAACUCCUGGAUGAGAAGCUGAAUGCUAUGCAGGAUCAGUUCACUGGAAUGCUGAUUGAGAUGAGCAACAACUCCUUCCCAGGGAUGUUUAGUGAUUCGGUUGAUGCACUGCAAACUCAGGUUAACUCGAAUAAGAAUCUUAUACAGGGUUUGGAGGACAAGGUUAAUGCCAUUGGGCAGAUAUGCUCAACUGACUGCAAAACCAACCUACCCUCUGAUUCCCAGAAACCAGAGGGCCUGGACACUCUCUUAAAGGAUGUGAAACUCAACAGAAAUGACAUGGAUGUUUUGCGCUCUGAUUUGGUGAACAAUGUAGCAAAGCUUCUUGCGUUAGAGGAUAGAGUUGAUAGGAUGUCACCUGAGAAACAGCUCAGAGGACAUAUACAGGAAACUCACAGAAGGAUUAAUGCAUUGACUGCCAAUGUUAAUGGCUUGACUGGUGGUAUAACAGGAUUAGGAGAAACAAUGAGCAAAUUUAGCCAAGACCUUACCAAUUUAAACUCUACAUGUUGCCAUGCUGGACCAGUAAACAUUCCUAGUCUUUGGACUGAAAGCAGACAAAGUCAUAAUCAGAUUGAAGAGCUAAGAGACAAGCUGGAUAAACUGAAUGCUCAAGUGACCACAGAGUUGAGCAUGUGUAAGUUAAAAACUUCUGGGGUAGCUGAGGGUGUGUCUGCAGUGGAUGACAGGGUGACUACUCUGGAGAAGAUUUGUGGAAGGCUUGAUGGUGGGACAAAUGUCCAGGGCAUUUCUAGGGACUUGGAGAGGAAAAUGGCGCAGAUGAACACCACUCUAGGUAGUCAUUCAGGAGAGAUCAUCGCUCUUCAGAACUCUCUUCUGAAUUUUCAGAGUCAGCUUGCAGGAGUUGCUAAGCAGAUCCUCAAGGACCAUGUACAUAAAGAACAAGGACUGCCCGUGAGGCAAGAGAGGCCAGUGUCUGUCCCUGAAACUAGAACUCCAACACAACCCCAUAGACCCUAUAUUCCCCAUAUCCACAUACCUUUGAUAAUUCCCCAGCCCCCCAUCCCCCGCAAGCCCUACUUCCCACAGCCACCCACUAGCCCCAGGCACCCCAACCAACCUGCCAUUCACCAACCAGGGGUGGUUACAGGGCAAGCCGGUCCGCCCGGAUAUGUGCGCAGGGUGACAGUCAGACGGGAUCAGAGCUCAGAAGACUCAAAAUCACCUGUGAAAGGAUUUGCUGGUGCACCAGGCUAUCCUCCUGUUAAUCCUGUUUCAUAUGAUACAAAACAACCUCAACCUGUUGCCAGUGUCCCAUGGAAUCUGGCAUACCAAAGACCCAUUGCAACUCCAGUGUCACAGCAGAACUCCUUUAUGGACCCUUUUUCUUUCUCUGCUGGACUUAUAAGGCAGACUUUCUCCGGGGACUUUGGUAUCAUUCGCUUUGAUAGGGUGUUAGUCAAUGAUGGAGGACACUACAACCCUCAGACAGGGAUCUUCACAGUGCCUGCUGAUGGCCGUUAUUUGGUCACUGCAGUUCUAACAGCCCCACGGGGUGAGCAUGUUGAAGCUGUUCUCUCAGUGUCCAAUCGCAGUGUGCAGAAGUUGGACACAGCAGGUUACUGGAAUGGCCGCCCGCGGCUGACCCGAGAUCAGUGUGCAUGUGGGGGGUCUGCGUCGUUCAACCUUAUCCUCCCACUCAGGCAGGGGGACACCGUGGCCUUGGUCUGCACAGAUGGGAAGCUAGCGAUUUCUGAAUCCAGAGAGAUCCUCUCCACCUUCAGCGCAAUAUUCCUCUACUCCCCUCAAACAAAGAGAUAACACAAGAACACAUCCACUGCAGAGGGUUGCUAGUGACCAUCUAAAGCAAGUCGUGUGGUCUUUCACUUCAGACUAUGCAAUAGAGUUUUGCUUUGGUUAUUUAUCAAAACUACAGCACUCAGUCACUUUUGCAAUUUGACAUUCAGUAUUUUAAGAGCCAUAGGUUUGUUUCAUAGCAAGGGAGCAUAUCAUUAGAUUUUAGUAGUAAUGAUCUAUAUAUUUGCAAUAAUCUAUUUAGUUUCUUUUUAAACUGGGAUUUUACCAAAUAACAAUGUAAAAGCUGGUUUAUGGGUUUUACCAAUAUCUAUAAAUGUAAAAGCAGGUUUAUAUAUUUUUUCAACAUUAAAUUAAAAACUGCAUACUU
Xyrauchen texanus (razorback sucker) is the source of this 3672-nucleotide messenger RNA. Its product is annotated as EMILIN-2-like. The coding region runs from base 135 to 3308 and encodes 1057 amino acids. The record is from RefSeq and is a predicted model, not a curated record. Gene Ontology annotation, molecular function: protein binding. Lineage: Eukaryota; Metazoa; Chordata; Actinopteri; Cypriniformes; Catostomidae. The transcript has 9 exons.